AUGCCGUGCUCCCCAAGGAGAGGCCCCUGGAAAAGCCUUGUUUUUUAUGUUCUGGAGCUGCCAUCGUCUUAUUCGGACCCUUCCCCGCAUAUGAUCCCGCGCAACAACACGCAACUGCUAAGCGGAUAUGGAAACGAGAGCAGUUCGCCUCUUUCGAGGGAUGUCCCAAUCGCUUACCCGAGUCGACCCAUGGCCCAUACCCCUAUUUUGUUUGAUCUAUACCCAAAAGGUAUGGAGCUCUUAAGCCCUUUUCGAGGCGAGGGAUGGAUAUGGGCUUCCCCUGCCAACAUCUCUAGUACUAAUUCUGGACCUCUUCCCAAGCUGGGAACCAGUCACUCUUUAAUUCGGGGAAUCGAGAUGCUGUUUACUUUGCAGAGGAUGGACCCGCGGGAGCCCUAA
Zea mays is the source of this 399-nucleotide messenger RNA. Lineage: Eukaryota; Viridiplantae; Streptophyta; Magnoliopsida; Poales; Poaceae. The record is from the annotation of a RefSeq genome assembly.